Molecule: messenger RNA, 1044 nt
Organism: Aspergillus nidulans FGSC A4
Lineage: Eukaryota; Fungi; Ascomycota; Eurotiomycetes; Eurotiales; Aspergillaceae
Product: nitrilase
Exons: 3
Coding region: 1-1044 (347 amino acids)
Molecular function (GO): hydrolase activity; hydrolase activity, acting on carbon-nitrogen (but not peptide) bonds; catalytic activity
Source: RefSeq, a predicted model, not a curated record
AUGUCGAAACUCAAGGUCGCCAUCUCUCAGUCGCACACGCGGCAGACUCUAGCAGAUACCCUUAUUGCGCUCAAGCACACUGCUUUGGCUGCGGCCGCUCGGGGUGCCGACAUCCUUCUCUUCCCCGAGGCUUACCUUGGAGGUUAUCCCCGCACUGCCACUUUCGGUACACGCUUUGGCUUCCGCGAAGCCCAUGGCCGUGAACAGUUCCUGCAUUACUUCAAUGGAGCCGUCGAUCUGGGAGACACUCCAGCUGGAGCCGGGGAUGAUUGGGUGGACAAGAAACUGCCCGUGGCCAAAGGGAAACAGUACCGCGGCGACGGGACGCGAGAGACUCUGGAGCAGAUCGCUAAUGAAACUGGGCUUCUGAUAAUUGUGGGAGUCAUUGAGCGAGCAGGUGGCAGUCUGUAUUGUUCAGCAUUGUAUGUCGAUCCCCAACGGGGCGUCCUGGGGAAGAGGAGGAAGGUCAUGCCGACCGGCUCCGAACGCCUCGUUUGGGCUCAAGGGUCGCCUUCCACACUCAAGGCCGUCACGACAGAAAUUAAAGGCGUGAAAUUGACGUUGGCUGCUGCGAUCUGCUGGGAGAACUACAUGCCUCUGCUUCGUCAAAGUCUGUACUCUCAGAAUGUUAACCUCUACCUGGCUCCGACUGUCGACAGCCGCGAGACUUGGCUUCCUCUUAUGCGAACAAUUGCCCUAGAAGGCAGAACCGUUGUUCUAUCUGCCAGUCAAAGCGGUCGUCACAAAGAACUCCCUAGCUGGGUCACCCAAGCGCCGGAAGGGGAGAAGAUAGACGCAGAUCCAGAAGAAUGGACUAGUGGGGGCGGCUCUUGUAUCGUUGGGCCUCUGGGGGAGAUUCUUGCUGGGCCCAUCUGGAACGUAAACGAUGAUAGCGAUCCCGAUACCGCCCUGCAAAUUGUUGAAGUCGACUUUGAUGAUUGUGUUCGCGGUAGACUAGACCUUGAUGUGGCUGGGAGCUACUCCCGGAACGAUUCAUUCACUCUCAAGGUCGAGGGCUUGGAUCUGAGUCCACCUGCUCUAUAA